This is a messenger RNA of Physcomitrium patens, 1504 nucleotides long. RefSeq lists its product as uncharacterized. The record is from RefSeq and is a predicted model, not a curated record. NCBI's taxonomy places the organism in Eukaryota, Viridiplantae, Streptophyta, Bryopsida, Funariales, Funariaceae. Gene Ontology annotation, cellular component: cytoplasm. Gene Ontology annotation, biological process: protein refolding.
UCGGCGUCGUGAUGGGCGGCUGCUGAUCUACGAGAGGCGAUGCGCAAAGCAGCGAUCCUCGCAGCAAAAUUGUUGGGUCGUUGGCUGGAGCAUCCCUCCUAUGCUCCUUUUCUACAACGACCUGGGCCCCAUCUCCACCGCUUCGUAAUCGCCGCCCAAUUACAAACCUACCGUCAUCGACAGCAGUUCAUUUUGUUCCGAUUUCGCUGAAUUCUGCUGUCUUACUCGGACUUUAUUAUCUACAGGACGUUCUCUCCAUAAUCCCAUCUCAGAGGCACUAAAAUUGACGUCAAUAUGAGCUCUUCCUGUUCAUUUUGAGACGCAUCUCUAGAUUUCUCCUUAGAACUUAGUGGUGCGCAGAAGUUUGCGACCAGGAUUUUGAAUCGUCCAGCUUGUAGACCCCAGUUUUUGCUCCUGCUAUUUUGGAAUUUGGAGCUGGGAUGUGAUUGUUCUGAAUAGGAGUUGAUUGGAGAAGCUGGAAAAGUUUACAUUUCAGCCUUUAUGGCUCUCUUGUCAAGAGAGCUUCGGUGGGUAGGGCGUGGUCCAGUGGUAAACCACCUCUCUCACAUGUGCAGAAGGAGCCGAGGAGCGUCAGUAAGAUUAUUGUCAAGUCUUAGAGGUGGGGGGAUCAAUGUGAGGUUAACUGCGAAUCGGAAUGGGAGAUUGAAGGGAGAGAAGCGGCGCAGACCAAGGAUUGGUGUUUGCCAUGCCGCCCAAGAGUCUUUGUAUGAGACUUUAGGAGUGCCAUCCACAGCUACAGAGAAAGAGAUUAAGCGGGCAUACAGGGCGUUGGCAUUGAAAUAUCACCCUGACGUUAAUAAACAGCCAGGAGCUCAAGAGAAAUUCUUAGAAAUCAAGAAUGCAUAUCAAACUUUGGUAGACAGUGAGAGCCGUUCUAAGUACGAUGGGAGCAGUAGUACAGAAUCGGAUGAUUGGGACCCUUUUCAGUGGGAUUCUCCAUCGAGAUCGGGGCGGAAGCGUACAGAAGAGUUCUAUGGACUAGGCGAGUUAUGGCAGGACUUGCAGGGCUCCUUUGACGAGUUCUUUAGGGACGUGCAGUCUGAUCUAAGAAAGAGAAGUGCUUCAAGAAGCGCAACACCCAAAAGUCUGUGGGAAGAGCUAGCGGAUAUUGGUGAGGAAUUUGUGGAGUUCUUAGAGAAGGAGCUGAUGAGUGAUGAUGAGGAUGAAAGGGGUUACUCAAGCUCCUGGAAUCGAAACCAAGAGAAGGGAGAUCGAAGCUCUAGAUCAAGGUCGAGUAAUACAGGUAGCAGGCCUCCUCGGUGGGAUGACUCCUCUGAUGAACGAACUAAAAACGUAGAAACCCACAUAGCUGAAAUUGAAGAUAUGCUUGAAAAAUUGAAAAGGGACAUGGAGAAAUAACCUAAAAUUUAUGCAUGAUUCUUAAUCCGUAGUAAUGAGUACAAUAUAGCUAACCAUUGCUUCGUUCAUUCAAUUACUAUCAGCCUGUAACUUAUCCGAUAUGAAACCGGUUUAAAAGCACACA